Schistocerca piceifrons (Central American locust) is the source of this 648-nucleotide messenger RNA. RefSeq names its product NADH dehydrogenase [ubiquinone] 1 alpha subcomplex subunit 6 (gene ND-B14). The transcript has 3 exons. Gene Ontology annotation, biological process: response to oxidative stress. The record is from RefSeq and is a predicted model, not a curated record. Lineage: Eukaryota; Metazoa; Arthropoda; Insecta; Orthoptera; Acrididae. The coding region runs from base 209 to 583 and encodes 124 amino acids.
AAUCAUACUCGUGGCGAGAACAGCCAAAUAAAUAUUCUAUGAACGAAAAGCAAUAUUUUUGCCGCCUAAAAAGUUUGAAAGAGUUUAUUAUUUAGUUCCACUCAGCUUUAAACACUCCUUACAUCGAUACUCUCGAAUUUCGAUGUAAAUUUCGUUUCAUGUUUGUUAAUAGUUAAUACUCUUGAAUAGGCAGUCAGCCAGUCACAGUAUGGCGGCCCGGGAGGCGGUGAAAUCUGCUGCUAGGCAAGUUAGGCCGAUAUUGUCUGUUGACAGAACUGAAGCACGGAAAAGAGUGUUGAAUUUAUAUAAAGCAUGGUACAGACAAAUCCCUUACGUCGUUAUGGACUACGAUAUUCCCAAGUCUGUUCCGCAGUGCAGGGCUAAAUUAAGAGAGGAAUUUGAGAAAAAUAGACAUGUUACCGACAUCCGUGUGAUAGACAUGCUCGUCAUUAAGGGACAAAUGGAACUGAAAGAAACUGUACAGAUUUGGAAGCAGAAAGGCCAUGUGAUGGCUUACUUUAAAGAAACACAUGAACCAAAACCAACAGAUUUUCUUUCAAAAUUCUUUGCUGGCCACCAGUGAAAUGUUUGUAGUUUUGUAAAAAUAUUUGUAGACGUGUAUAUAUAAAUUAAAUUUUACACAAGUCA